Molecule: messenger RNA, 1154 nt
Organism: Ylistrum balloti
Lineage: Eukaryota; Metazoa; Mollusca; Bivalvia; Pectinida; Pectinidae
Product: sulfotransferase 1B1-like
Exons: 6
Coding region: 60-962 (300 amino acids)
Biological process (GO): sulfation
Cellular component (GO): cytoplasm
Molecular function (GO): sulfotransferase activity
Source: RefSeq, a predicted model, not a curated record
UAAAGUCGGAACGAGGACGUAAACACGGAUAACAGCUACAGUCUCAGAAUACACCGGCCAUGAUGGACCGGGAAGGUCAACAUGAAAAUCAGGACAGAGGAAAGGCUGAACUCGAGCUAAAAAUGAAACCGUAUGACGGCUUUAAUUAUCCGUAUGAAUUUACGGAUGAAGUUCCUGAUCAUCUACGUCACAUCCGGGACAUGGAACUGAGGGACGAUGAUAUUUUGAUCACGUCAUAUCCAAAAUCAGGUACACACUGGAUUUACGAAGUUGUAUACAUGUUAUUACACGACCACACAUCUUACUGUCGCAAACAAUACUGGCUGGAUGUAGAAAGUAUUGACGUCAUAAACAACGCCCCGUCACCAAGGAUACUUAUCACACAUAUACCGAUAGACCGGUUACCAUGGCAACUAAAUCAAGGUCGGGUCAAGGUCAUAUACAUGAGCAGGAACCCUAAGGAUGUUGUAGUUUCUCAUUUCUGUUUCGUCAAGAAGCUAGCCGGAACGGCGUUCGAUGGCGAGUUCAGUUAUUCCUACGUGAACAGGUUCCUUAAUGGGAACGUGCCCUACGAUUCCUGGUUCCGUAGCGUUUUAACCUGGGAACAAUUUCCAAAGACAAAACCGGAAGUACCAUUUUUAUGGAUAAAUUUUGAAGAUAUGAAAUCAAAUCUUCGUCGGGAAGUUGAGAAAGUUGCUAUUUUUCUCGGAAAGAAAGUUGACAGGGAUGUUUUGGAUAAGAUUGCAGAUAAAUGUUCGUUUACACAGACUGUAGAAGACAAGCGGAGGAACCCCGACCCACGGUUCAGAACCUUCGCCAGAGAUGGAUCUCAGAUAUUAUAUAGAAAAGGAGAAGUCGGGGACUGGAAGAACUGGUUCACAGUGGCAGAUAGUGAAAAAUUUGACAAAGUCUACAACGAAAGAAUGGCAGAAACACAGCUCACAUUUAAAUUUUCAUCGUGAUUAAUUGUUAUCAUAACUUCAAAAGACAUUUACAAUAUUAAUUUUAUAUAGAAAACCAAUCGCCGAGACUCAUUGUGUUAUAUAACAUAAACGGCUUUAUAUCGGAAGUAUUACUUUAUAAUAUACAUUAAGAUAAAAUUUUACAGCUAAACGUUCAAUAUCCACACAAUAUUUAUAUACUUUAAUAUUUGA